This is a messenger RNA of Cuculus canorus (common cuckoo), 994 nucleotides long. Its product is annotated as transmembrane protein 182. The record is from RefSeq and is a predicted model, not a curated record. Lineage: Eukaryota; Metazoa; Chordata; Aves; Cuculiformes; Cuculidae. The transcript has 5 exons. Gene Ontology annotation, cellular component: membrane. Bases 100 to 837 code for a protein of 245 amino acids.
AAAAUAGCACUUCUCUCUUCUCCCUCUUCCAGUGGCCCUGGAAACUUCAGUGGUUUCCUGCUUUUCUGAUUUCCAAUUUUCCUGCCUACCUGCUGCCCCAUGAAGGCUGGAAUAGCUGCUCUCGUAGCCGGGCUCCUCGGCGGCACUGGCGUCUUGCUCUUUCUCAUCGCUUUUGGGACGGAUUAUUGGCUUCUUGCUACGGAGACCUGCGGUGUCUUUGAGGGCGGGAACAGCACGCUGCAGAGCGGAGAGGUUGAAAUACCAACAGAGGUCAGGAAGGAGAUCCUCACUUUCCAUCAUGAGGGCUUCUUCUGGAGGUGCUGGUUCUUUGGCGAGGGACACUCGGAGACCAUCUGGACCUUCUGGUACACCAGCCAAGCACACCCCAAGUUCUGCAUGCACGGCUACCUCUUUCCUAUGCCCAUUGCUCUUGGACCGUUCCCCCAUCCUUCCUACGACACAACUGCAGUGUACAGAGGCUUCUGGACGGCAUUCAUGGUGCUGGCUGUCGCCUCCGGGCUGGUGGGAGGGCUCCUACUGGUGUGCGGCGUGCCCUUCGUCAGCCCCCGCGCCUACAAAGUCGGAGGUGGAUUUCUCCUCGUCUCGGGAGGCUUAUUUCUCCUGCUCGUAUUUCUCUUUGUGAUAUGGAAGGAGUUUGCCGCUGAUUUUCAGAAGUACAUCCUUCUGGAGAGAAGUGAGAAGUGCAUGGAUGAUGUACCCGUGCACACGUACUACGGGUGGUCAUUCAUGUUCGCUGCAGCGGGAGUUCCUCUGGUUUUACUUUCCGGACUCCUCUUCUUCCUGAUCGGCAGAGACAUUAUGAAGUCUGUGGAGUGAGACAAAUUCAGAGAAGGCCUUUGAGACAAUUGGUGAUGAUCCUUGUAAUGAAACGUAUGCAAGUUUUGAGGACUAGAUCAUUUUUGUAGAUAUAUCUGUCAGCAUAAGUGCAUGAUUACAUUCACGUGGAGGCAGGAAUGGAGCACUGAGACUCCAA